AUGAGAGUUGUAAAUUUAUUUUUUUUAAUAUUUAUAUUUAAAACAAGCUUGGUAUUUUCUAAGCAUCGUAAACAUGAUUUUACAGGAUUAAGAGGAAACCAGGCUCCUGGCAAACAAGAAAUUAAUAAAUGUAAACUUCAUUGUGAAGGAAAUAAUACUCUUGCUGAGAAGAUUCAUUGUAGUUUGAAUGAUCUUUUAGAGAACCAGACGAAUAUUAGUGGAAUGAUUUACUUUACAAGUGGAAAUGAAAGUUCAUACUCAAUACUAGAAAAUAGUUCAGAACCGUUACUCUUUGAAACUAGAGAAGAUAGUUUGGAACUUGUUCGUGUAACGGAAAAUGCCAUUAAUAACUCGAUUCUCGGUUUGUUAGCAAAUGGUUCUCUUGCUGAAUUGAACUCAAAAGGAAACGACACAAUAGGAAAUUACUCAAUUAGUUCACUGUUUCUAGAUACAGAGGAUAAUUUCCUUGUUGAGUUUGAUAAGUUCUCUAGUUUAUAUAACUUCGAAAGUACUGGUCAGAAAGAAUUAGCUUCGAAAAAUUUGACUGAUUCAUUAAUUAGCGGAAAUGAAACAAUAGAUAAUAGUGAUAAAAUAGACGCAAAUCAAGAAUUAAUUGACGAACUAAUUAAAGAGGAAUUUAAUACAACAGUAGGGGUGCUUGAAGAAAUUUCUGAGCGAUUUCCAGAUCUUAAGGAUUUUACUAAUAUUGUUAAGGGAGAAAAAAAUGUUAGUAUUAGGGAAUUACUUUAUGUAACAAGUAGAUUGAUGAGAAGUCUAAACACAAUUGAUGAAAAUAUUAGUGAUAUUGAUGAUAGUAGUUUUGAGAGGCUAAAAGAGAGACUGUCUGAUGAUGAGAUUGAAAAAUUGAAGAAUCAACAGGUAGUAGAUAAUUCUACAGUUGUAAAACAACCAUGGUACACUCCAUUGAAAAGUCUGGGGAUAAAUAUAAUUUCCGGGAAAAAUACUAUAUUUUCUGCAAUCAUUUCAAUUAUAGAAUCUGUUAUUGGGCUUUCACCAGUUGGAUCUAUUGUUACCAUAGUUGUGAGAGUAAUUGCAGCAAUAGUUACCAUGAUUCAUGAUAUAAUCCAAAGACGAAAAAGCAAUUCCAAUCUGAUUAGGGUGUUAAGGUCUCUUGAUGAUUUUGAUACAUCAGAAUUAUCGAAAGCAUCAUUAGCAAGUAAACUUAUUGAGAGAAUAUCAGUUAAUGCGGACAAUAUUCUUGAGUCUCAAUUUGUAUUAAGAAGAUUAUACAAGGAUUUGUCCGAACUUGCCUUUUUUGCGGAGAAAAAUCUACGUGAAUUUGAUGAAAACGUAGUUAGAGAUCAGUUAAAUAAAGCAAUAUCUGGAAAACUUGCGAGCAUGGUUUCUGGUAAUUUUACAAACAACUUUCAAAGUAUAAAUCAAAACGGUUCUUUUAAUAAGUACGGUUCCAGAUUACUUUUAACUUCCAGUUCAAUGAUUGGAUAUAAUUUCAACAAAGGAUUUUCUGUUAUUGCUGAUGAAAUAGAGGAAUAUUUAAAUGAUUCAUAUAACCUAUCGUGGGAAUCAAAUGAAUUCACAAGGACUCUAAAUAUUAGUAGUGAGGUAUUAAGCAAUUCUACUUUUAUUAACAAGUCUAAUUCUACCGAGAUUGUUACAACUACAACUUCUACAACUCAGCCUACUAAGGUAAAGUGGUAUGAUGGAUUAAUACAGUUUUCAAAAAAAGUUACUGAGCUUAGCGGCGUAGUAUCAAUGCUUGAUAUGUUGCUUGAAUUAUUUACUGUUAUAUUUGGGAAUUCACCACAGGCAGAAUCUAUAUUGUCGGUUCUUAGACUAAUCGUUUAUCUGAUAAAAUCGGUAUUCAACAUCUUUAGUAACAUUUCGUCCAAUAGAAAGUUAAUUAGUAUUACAAGAGUGAUCCCUGAGAAAAUAGCAAAUGAUCCUAAGUUGUUACAGUUUACGACAAGGAAAAUGAAAGAGAAUCUAGACGCUACACAGCUAGAAAGGGAUAUAAUUGACAGCCAAAUAAAAGAAAUAAUUAAAAUAUCUGAGCCUGAUGACUUUGAGCUUAUUGGUCAGGAAUUUGAUAAGUAUUUGACCUACAAUGCUACAGAAAGUCUACUUAAUGAGACCAGAUUAAGGAAGAAUACAUCAGUUGAAGCAAAAAUGCAGGCUGCAGGGUACCAUCUCAUGCAUGAACGGAUUUUGUCUGCGUCAGAGUCUACAGUAAUGGCGACAGAGCUCAAUUUCAAAUCUUGGAUGGAAAAAGUUGGUUCAUUCUUCGAUAACUCAUAUGAAAAAAUUAAACAAGUCAUAAAGGGUAUAUUUGCAAGUAUUUUUAAGGGCAAUAAAAUUGUCUCAUUUAUUGAUAAAUUGAUUGACCUUAUUAUUUCAGUAAUCAGAUCGAUUUAUCACGCUUUCAAAAAUAAGAGUACACAGAGACUUCUUAUUCAAGCAAUUGAGGAGUGUGAGGAACAAGAAUUACACGAAGUACUUCAAAAACAACUUGAGCGUACAUUAAAAGAGGAAAACAUUUCAAUUAUGAGAUUACUUCACUAA
Molecule: messenger RNA, 2541 nt
Organism: Cryptosporidium ubiquitum
Lineage: Eukaryota; Apicomplexa; Conoidasida; Eucoccidiorida; Cryptosporidiidae
Exons: 1
Coding region: 1-2541 (846 amino acids)
Source: RefSeq, a predicted model, not a curated record